AUGCCCCAGACAAAGAUCCUAGUCCUCGGCGCCACGGGCUACAUUGGUGGCAGCGUCCUCACCGAGAUGCAAAAAUCCAAAAAUGCCUCCGAUUACUCCAUCUCGGCGCUUGUCAGGAAAGCCGAGCAGGCCGCUGGGCUCAGGAACCUUGCCGUUAGCCCCAUUGUCUUCGAGGGCCUUGACGACUUGCUUCUUGUCAAACAGGCAGCAAGCCAAAACGACAUUGUCAUCAAUGCAGCCUCGGCCAGCCACGACAAGGCCGCCGUGGCCAUCAUCCAGGGGCUGGCCGAGAGGAAACGAGCCACGGGGCAGGCAGUCAGCUACAUCCAUACCUCGGGGACUUCCAUCCUCUCCGAUCGUCCAGUCUCCGGAAAGGAAGUCGAUCUCUCUGUCUACUCAGAUAAAGAUACCGAUAUAUACAAGUACGAGACGGCGCGCGUUCAUUACAGCCAACGUGCCACGGACAUAGCCGUGGUUGAAGCCGGAGAGCAGCUCGGCGUCCCAACUUAUAUCGUCGUUCCGCCAACCAUCUACGGUGAAGGAAGCGGCCCCUUCUCCACCAUAUCCCAGCAGGUUCCGAAUCUCGUGCGAGAGGCCAUGAGGCGGAAGCAGGCCGUUGUCAUCGGAGCCGGGAGCGGCAUCUGGAACCACGUCCACAUCCUCGACCUUGCCCCCCUGUACACGCUUAUUCUCCAAGGAAUCCUGUCGAAUGAGCAGGAGAUCCCCCACGGCAGAAAGGGCUUCUUCUUUGCGGAAACUGGCGAGCAUACCUGGUUGGAAGUCUCUCAGGGCAUUGCAAACGCUUGCUUUGCCCGGGAUCUGUGCAGCACGACCGAGGUCAAGUCGAUUGGGCUUGCGGAGGCGGCUUCCAUUAUCGGCGGCAGUGAGGAGCUUGUUGAGAUUGUACUGGCCAGCAACUCCAGGUCUCGUGCUGAUUUGGGUAGGGAGCUCGGAUGGAAACCUGCCAGGGACAAUGCAGACUUCCGCGAGCAUUUUGACCAAGUAGUGGAAGCCGUGGCUGCCCAGGGGCCUCUUGUUACGCUCGCUGCCUUGGUUGGCAUCUAG
Messenger RNA from Metarhizium album ARSEF 1941, 1065 nucleotides. RefSeq names its product NAD dependent epimerase/dehydratase family protein. The transcript has 3 exons. Lineage: Eukaryota; Fungi; Ascomycota; Sordariomycetes; Hypocreales; Clavicipitaceae. The coding region runs from base 1 to 1065 and encodes 354 amino acids. The record is from RefSeq and is a predicted model, not a curated record.